AUGAGUGGUUUUCGAGAUGUUUGUUCAUCAUCAAGUGGUUCUGUGAAUGUGAUGAUCGGAGUAUCACCAGCUGAAGAAAGAGACGACAACCCCGCCGCUGCUCUCUCUUCGGAGGAUUCGUCUUCCCCGGAGGAGACGGUGAGAGGAGCAGAGCUCGACUUAGCUCUUGGUCUUAGCAUUGGUUUAAACAGUCGUAGGAAUCAUCAUCACUCAAAGGUUCGGUCUUUUUCUUCAUCUUUGGCUUCCUCCUCUUCUUCUCUGACUAGAGAAAGUGGAACCAAACGGUCUGCUGAUUCCUCUGCGGCUGCCUCAAAAGGACCUGUUGCUAUAGGGUGGCCGCCUCUAAGGACUUACAGAAUCAACAGUUUGGUCAACAACCAAGCAAAGUCCUUAGCCACUGAAGACGACAUUCAAAAGGACACAACAAAAAACGGUGUGAAGAAGGAUGAUGUUGGAUUCAUCAAAUCUUCAAUGCUUGUGAAGGUUACAAUGGAUGGAGUUAUAAUUGGAAGGAAGAUUGAUCUCAAUGCUCUUGAUUCUUAUGAAGCCUUGGCUAAAACUUUGGAACAAAUGUUUUUCCACACACCUUCUUCUGUAACAACAAGAUGCAAGGGUUCAGAACUGCUGGAUGGUUCAUCAGAACAUAUCAUAACGUAUCAAGAUAAAGACGGAGAUUGGAUGCUUGUAGGAGAUGUUCCUUGGCAGAUGUUCCUUGGGUCUGUGAAAAGACUGAGAAUCAUGAGAAGAGCAGGUGAAACUGGAGGUGGCAAGUAAGGAUUCAUCUUCUCUGAGAAAACAUUCUCAGCUCAACAUUUCUUAUAAUCCAGCUGAAAGGGUGAAAGAUGAUGGAACAUGGAGAUAAAAAGAUACAAGAACACUUAUAUAUUGGUUUUACUCGAGAACCAAAGUUUAUGUUAACCUUGGUCUGUAAAUUGGUAAAAUCUUGUUCAGAUAAUCACAUAUAUAUAUAUAUAUACACAUGUUUUUUAUGAGUAUAAAGGGUGGUCUGUGAAUAUCAAAC
Eruca vesicaria subsp. sativa (arugula) is the source of this 1021-nucleotide messenger RNA. The record is from the annotation of a GenBank genome assembly. NCBI's taxonomy places the organism in Eukaryota, Viridiplantae, Streptophyta, Magnoliopsida, Brassicales, Brassicaceae.